UCCUUUUUUAUUCAAAGGGUUUGACUUCAACAGCAAACAACCAUCAUCAACUCUCGCAUCAUCUGAACACUCAUCUUCAUCAUCAUUUAUUUUCAUAAAUUCAUCUAUACAUCACUAAAAGAUAUGGAAAACUUGAGCACGAUGGCCGCUUCCCUCCCAAUUGUGGAUGACAACAUCCCAAUGUCGGAUGAAGAGAGAGAGUUUGAAGACAACAAUGUGGCUCCUUUAGGAUCACAAGACUCGGCUUUUAAAGAGAUUAUAGAAGCUCCUAAUCAGGAGUCUGCUCCGGGUCUUCAAGCCUGCCAAACCAGCCCAUCGGCUGACAAGAAGAUGGUUGCUUCUCCUCAUCGGGAGAAUAGCACAGCAACUGUGGCUCUCCCCAGCACCGCAUCGGUUGUCUCUCCUCAUCAGGAGAAUUGCACGGCAACUGUUGUGACCAAUCCGGGAUUUUCGUCCCAAAUGGCGGUUGACACCCUUCCGGUACUUCUGCCCAAUAUCGAAGAAGUAGGACCCGCUUCUCCUCAUCGGGAGAUUGCACGAGCUUGUUCUGCUUCAACUUGGACUAUUCCUUCGGCGUCUCCCCAUCGGGAGCUUGCACACGCCAGGGAUGAACAACCUACAAAUAGUACAGCCACAAUUCCUUGUUGUAAUCGACCAGUGGCAGGACCUAAUCGUCCUCAGGGUCCGAAAUGCCUAAUGUGUAUGCAGAGGCAUUUCUUGAAGGAUUGUCCUGAUUUUCACAAGCUUCCUUGUGAGAAAAAGAUUCGUUUUGUGGUCCAGAAUAACUUCUGUUCGAAUUGCUUGACUCGGUCCCACAUUCUCAGAGAUUGCUUCAGUAUUCGACGAUGCAAGAAGUGUGGCAGUAACCACCACACACUUCUUCACUCCAACCAAAUAUUACAUGGAAAAGUCCGCCCUUCGGGUAGUAGAGACUAUACGUCUCGUGCAUUUAAUUCGUCGCCCUCGUCCAAUUCAAUUUCGUCCGCUAAAAUAAAGACCUCUGCUAAACGUCCGUCUGUUCGCUCUCAUCCGAUAUCGUCCGCCCCUUCGGGCGCCGUCCGUCCGAUAGUUCAGUCCAUACAGCCCAUUGUGACUCUGGGGCCUACAAUGGUGGUACAAAUUGUUCUUCCGGACCGAAAAGUACCAGUUCGAGCGCUAUUGGAUCCUUGUGCUGGACAUAGUCGAAUUUGCUCAACGCUGACUAGUAAACUCCAGCUCAGCUCCUUAAACGUUGGCCAGGAUUUGUUCUGCCAACUGACUUUACAGUCUUUUCACGACCAGACGCAGCUGCUUCGUGUAUCCGCACUAAGCAUGCCCUUGAGACAUGUGGUCACUCCUGCGCAAUCUGCUCCAGACCUAAUAAAGGACCACUAUGCUGGGAUGCAACUAGCAGAUCCCGAAUUCUACAAGUCCGCUCACAUCGCACUAAUUCUUGGUCCAGAUGUGUACCCGAAGGUGAUAAAAUCUCAAACCCAUUCGAGCCCAGGGUUCCCUUGGGCUCAACUUACUAUCUUUGGUUGGGUGGUAUCCGGUCCUUGCCCACUGUGAAGUUGCCCGAGAUGAUCGGCCUAAAUCGAGACCCAUGGUCUAAAAUUUGUUGAAGGCAAUCUUCUAUUGCCUUGAUGGUUCAUCGACCAUCACUUGUUUUUGAAAAAAUUGAAAAAAAAUAAAUAAAUAAAAAAACUGAAUAAAGAAUGCUCAAAAAAUUGACGGUUAUACCUUUCAUUUAUUUGUAUUUUAAUCUUUAGAUCUAAGCAUUAUUGUUGUAACAUACCUAGAUGUUUCAAGGGCGGCGGUAAUGUUUAAUUUACAAUUAAAUCUAAGCCUAAAAUGCAACUCGUCAUUAUUUCUAAUAAUUUGCCAUCAUACCAUUUUAUUCAACUUUGAACUUUCGUUCAAAGUUAGCGAUGGCAAAUUCUAACGAGUAUUAUCUGUCAAUUUGCGCGUCUCUUGAGACAUCUUGGCUUUCUCGUUGUUUUUUCUUCACUUGUUUUACGGAUCUUCGUCCUAACAACAUCGCUGCAACACCAAUUGUACAAAAAGGUAAAAUUAUAUUAGUUAUUCGACUAAUAUAAUAACAUAAUAAAACCGCCAAUUUUUUAAUUUCAAAAAUAUUAA
This is a messenger RNA of Musca domestica (house fly), 2118 nucleotides long. RefSeq lists its product as uncharacterized. Lineage: Eukaryota; Metazoa; Arthropoda; Insecta; Diptera; Muscidae. The record is from RefSeq and is a predicted model, not a curated record. The coding region runs from base 124 to 1548 and encodes 474 amino acids. The transcript has 2 exons.